This is a messenger RNA of Linum tenue, 1190 nucleotides long. Lineage: Eukaryota; Viridiplantae; Streptophyta; Magnoliopsida; Malpighiales; Linaceae. The record is from the annotation of a GenBank genome assembly.
AGUGUCAACGGUCAACCACCCGAGUUUUUUUUUAUUUUAAACAGAGUCUUGGUUAUCAUGCAAUUAUUGUUCUAGACGCCGCCCGGACCUCCAAAUAUUCAACUCGGCAAACGGAAAACGAUAAGGAAGAAUGGGGCGAACGAACAGUUUGCAAGAGCCAGGAAUCCGCUGACCGCUGCAAAUUUCACAAAUCUAUAAGAGGGAAGAAGAAAUCCACGGCGGCGGCAGGCGGCACCGCACAAUUUCAGGUAUCGGAGGUGAGGAUAAAGGGAUACUCGAUGACAAAAUUGAAUUCAUAAGAGACGGCAAUGAUGGAGACUAACGGCGACGGCGGCGGUACUACCGGCGGAGGAAGCAGCAGCGGCAAGAGGAGCGAAAUCGGAAAACCAAUCAUAGGCAUGGUUUGCGGUACGCUGGUGUACUACCACUGCGCUUAUCGGAAUUCAAGCCUUCUCUCCCUCCUCUCCGACGUCCUCAUCGUCCUCCUCUGCUCCCUCGCCAUUCUCGGCCUUCUCUUCCGCCAAUUGAACAUCUCGAUUCCUGUGGAUCCACUGGAGUGGCAGAUCUCUCAGGACACUGCUAAUAGCAUCGUUGCGUGGUUUGCUAACACCGUAGGAGCAGCUGAAUCUGUGUUGAGGGUUGCAGCGACUGGACAUGACAAGAGGUUAUUCUUCAAGAUACGAUGCGUUGUGAAGAAUCCUAAUACUUGCUAUAUGUUCCCUCCUCAGGUUGUAAUCUGUCUCUACACGCUAUCGGCAUUGGGACGAUUGGUUUCAGGGGUCACAGUUGCAUAUGCUGCAUUGUGCAUGUUCUGCCUCUACAUGCUGGCCGACAACUCGGAAACAUGCAGCAGUUGUCUCUCUUGGUUGCUUGGCCGAAGCAACAGCACUUCUGCAGAAUCAGAUAGCUAACCAGCCAAGCUCAAAUCAGUUUUGUUAGACCAAAGUAACAUUACGUCUGUGGAAUUCGAUCGCUAGCGAGCUAAGCUCAAUCAAUUCACAAAUCACAAAUCUUGUGUCAUCGUUUCUCCAUGUAACUACUUGAGGGAGUUGGUUUUUUUCUGUACAUAUAAGACAGCUCAUUUAUUGUUAGAGCUUUGCAUGAACUCCUCUGCUCAUCUCUAUUCAAUCAAAUGUGCAUAAAAUAAAAUUCAUUGUGGACAAUUUCGUCGAAGGGCAACUUCUGUAGCA